Messenger RNA from Aspergillus japonicus CBS 114.51, 1538 nucleotides. RefSeq lists its product as uncharacterized. Bases 118 to 1341 code for a protein of 407 amino acids. The transcript has a single exon. NCBI's taxonomy places the organism in Eukaryota, Fungi, Ascomycota, Eurotiomycetes, Eurotiales, Aspergillaceae. The record is from RefSeq and is a predicted model, not a curated record. Gene Ontology annotation, biological process: regulation of transcription by RNA polymerase II. Gene Ontology annotation, molecular function: DNA-binding transcription activator activity, RNA polymerase II-specific; zinc ion binding.
CUGGGACUCUUCAGAUGAGAGACAGAUGCAAUCCUUAGUCAAGCCUGCACUCACUCAGUCACUCUCGCCAUAUGACUUAUUCCUAAUCUCCCCAGGAGUCAGGCGUGGCCAACGGAAAUGGCACUCCGACGCCCUCAUCGCAAGUCCCGGCACGGCUGCCUCGAAUGUAAGCAACGACGAGUGAAAUGCGACGAGCUGCGGCCGGUCUGCUCAAAUUGCUCGAAACGCAUGGCGUCGUGCAGGUAUGACUCUGCGACUUCACUACUCUGGACCAACGACGAGUCACAGCCUCGUCCUCCGCCGAACAAGUCAGGCUCUGAAGGGCCGCGGGAGUCCGAAUCCACCUUUUCCACGACCGCCAAUUCGCUCCGCAUUCUGGGGAAAUUAAACGGCGACGACGAGCCUCAAUCAGUCGCUCGUCUCAACCUAAGCGACCUAGAGUUGAUGAUGCACUGGUGCAAUUCAACCUACAAGGCACUUUCCCGGCACGCGAAAACCGAUGCGAUCUGGCAGGCUCGUGUUCCUGAGGAGGCUUUAUCCCACCCCUUUCUCAUGCACGGCUUGUUGGCAUUGUCGGCGAUCCAUCUCGCGCGGACGAGAGAUGAAGUCAAACGCGCGGCCUACGUGAGCAUUGCCGUCGCGCAUGAGAACCAGGCUCUGGCCUUCUUUCGCGAGCAGUUGAGCGACAUCAACGCAUCGAAUGCCAAAGCCAUGUUCGCAUUUGCCAGCGUUGUCGUGGUCUACACUUUUGGCUUUCUGCAUCCCUCCCAUGCCCCCGGAACGGACGAUCCGUGGGCGUGUAUCAAUGGCAUCCUGCAGGUAUUUACAUUGACGCGCGGCGUACAGCAGAUUCUGAACGAGGCGACGUCGACGAUACGAGGUAGUGAUUGGGGGGCCCUCUUCCAAUUGGAUGACUACGAUGAUGUGCUUCCUGAUGAUGAGCGGUCCGCUUUGGACCGACUGCACGAGGUGAACCAUUUCUGCAAAAGCCAGGAUCCGGCUCAUGACUCCAUCACCUACGAGCAUACAAUUGAGAACCUGGCAGACUUGAUGGCGGCAGCUCAUCAAGGUGUGACCUCUGUAAGACAGGCCUGCAGAUGGGCGAUUAGGCUCAAGGCCGAAUUCGUACAACUGCUACAGGAACAUCAGCCACUGGCGCUUGUCAUUGUGGCGUAUUACUGCGCAAUCCUUCAUCGGCUUCGGGAUAUCUGGUUUGUGGAUGAUUGGGGUAUCCGGGUCCUCAAGGCCAUUUGGCAGGUUUUGGACGACCAAUGGCGACCGUUGCUCGAUCAACCCAUGAUAGGGACCUUGGGGGAUAAUGCCCACCGAGCGAUUGAUUAGCGAGGAACUUAGCAAUUGACACGAGCGAUUGGCCAGGGCCUUGAAUAUUUAAACCUCUCUUCUACCUCGUGGGGCAUCAUCCAAUCUAGUUGGUGUGCGUACAUAGUACUAGUAGUACUUCUUACUUCUUCAAUCCACAAAUGGAACCUCAGAAGGAUCGGUAAAACCCCCAUGGGUUUUGACAGCUACGGAAGUGC